Messenger RNA from Symbiodinium natans, 1416 nucleotides. The record is from the annotation of a GenBank genome assembly. Lineage: Eukaryota; Dinophyceae; Suessiales; Symbiodiniaceae.
AUGGCGCGCCGCGGUCGGAGGCAGAUCCCAGGACUUCAGACACGUCUCCUUACCUUUAUCAGCUAUGCCACAUGUCUCUUGAUGGUUGCAGGGUGCGAGGGUCGAGAGGCCACCCGCAACCGAUCACAGCCACGGGCCGUGGUCGGGACCGACAUGGACACAAAGGAGUGCGCAGAGGAUAAGCCUGACGAGGACAACGACCAGGUGGAAGAGGUCGAGGAGGAGUCGGAGCUGGUGUUCGAUGAGGUCGAGGAGGUUGAUGAGGAGAUUGCGGAGCUCUUUGAGAUGGAGGAGGCCUUGUCCAGUCCUGCGCGCCCGAAGCCAGAGGGAAUAUCUGAUGGCCCAUGGUAUGCUGGCGGCUUUGAGAUGCUUGGCUGCAAGGAGGCCAAGUUCGGCAAAGAGAAGCUCUCCUUUCGUGUCCUGGGCCUCAGCCGCUAUAGGCGGCUGGAGACGACGCGCAUGGUCAGUGGGCCGCCGGGAAGCAUUCUCGAGUUAUGCAUGCCGACGCCUCUGCAAGAGCACACCCUUUCAAAGCCCUUGGCAGCGGACGAAGAGCUUUACUUCGCUCUGACCUUCCCAUAUCCACUUGGCCAGCAGCCCAAGAGCCGGAUCUACUCGCAUCUCGACUCAGUGCUGCAGUCCUUGGUGCGGGCUGGAGCAUAUGUUCACCGCGAAAACCUUGCAACGUCUCUGGGAGGUCAUCCCAUCGAGCUGGUCACCAUGACGCGCAGAUCGCACCGGUCUGCACAGCGUCAGCCGCCCUUGCCAGACCUGACGCAGGAGGAAGCCCAACGACCAUGGAUCUUUCCGCGACGCCGUGCGAUCUUCGUUAGUGCGAGAGUGCACCCUGGUGAGACGCCGGCCAGCUUCAUGCUGGAAGGCCUCUUGGACUUCCUGGCCUCUGCUGGGCCAGAAGCGACGGAGCUUCUCCGGCAGUACGUGGUGCACCUGGUGCCUGUGCUGAACCCCGACGGUGUGGCCUUCGGUCACCACCGCCUGGACAUGCGUGCGGAGAACCUCAAUCGGGUGUACGGGAAGGCAACUCUCGAGCACCAUCCGUCGAUUGUGGCUGCACAAAAAGCUUGCCUGUGUGCCCAUGAGCACCAGGGGGGCUUGCGUCUGUACCUGGACCUCCAUGCCCACAGCAACCGCCGUGGUGCCUUCCUACUGGCUGAUGCUGGCCGCGACGCUGAAGCUCGCCUCUUCGGUUGGGCGUUGGGUAGGUGCUGCAACAUCUUCGAGUACUCACAGAGUGACUUCAGCGAGUCCAAGCGCGGAACUGGUAAGUCUACGAUUGCUAAGAUGACUGGAAACCCGCUCUGCUUCACUGUAGAAUGCCACUACAUCCGAGGCCUCACUAGCCGGCGAGCAACGGGCAUGUUAUACGACAUAUCAUAUGUAAACGCAGUCGUGUAA